This is a messenger RNA of Saccostrea cuccullata (small rock oyster), 1703 nucleotides long. RefSeq names its product tripartite motif-containing protein 2-like. Gene Ontology annotation, molecular function: protein binding. The transcript is spliced from 3 exons. The record is from RefSeq and is a predicted model, not a curated record. Gene Ontology annotation, cellular component: extracellular region. Bases 409 to 1629 code for a protein of 406 amino acids. NCBI's taxonomy places the organism in Eukaryota, Metazoa, Mollusca, Bivalvia, Ostreida, Ostreidae.
GAAUUUCGCAAAAAUAAAAUGUGAUGAAAAAGUAAAACAAUCCGGGGACCAGAACCUACCAAGGACUCGAAAGCAUUGUGUGUUGUAAUUUGAUCGUCUAUUUCUGCUUACAAAUAUCAGCAAAGCAUCCCCAUUUUUACAUUGCUCUUACUAUAGAUGAAUUAACACGGGUAUCAAUUACGAAUCGUACGACUAAAACUGGUCUGAUUUUACUGGGUGUAUGGUAAGAAGUGGUUUAAUCCGCAGGCGAUCCCCGUGGUCUUCGUUGUUUGUCAACAUGGUCAAAUCCAUUCAAAACCUCGUUAUUGUGAACAAAGCUCAGAGGGGUAAAAAUUAAUCCGUCCUUGAUUCGACAAAUGCCACUUUCUUAAAACAUUCAGAGAUUGUGCGAGUAUAUAAAUAUACACGAUGGAAGAACAUCGAAGAUUCUCCUGCAUGACCGAAAACGAACACGACCUGUACGAAAUAAAAAGGAAAAUGAAGUCAAUGACCAAAAGUUCAUCGACAGAUACAAUCAUCAACAACGAGUCAUCGCCGACACAGAGAAAAUCCGGCCUCAUUAGUAGGAUGAAAAAGAGGCUUGCAAUGAACUCCUCUAGCCUCAACAGUGUUCAAUCAUCAUCCUCCAUUGGAAGCGGAAUGGAUAAUCUCAGCGCAUCACCAUACGAAAACUAUCUGGAUUUAUCCUCUGAUAGCUCCAGCGAAGAAGAGGAAGAAGAUUGUCACGUGACAGAAAAUCCAGAUGGUCACGUGAACGCAAUCUUCACAUUCGAUAAUGAUUCUUAUCCUCGUGCUGCUUUAAUGAAAAUUUUCGGAUGUGAAGGUAAGCAGAAAGGCUGUUUCAAAGAUGCCACGGAUGUGCAGAGUUUGGGCAGGGGAAAGUGUAUAGUAACAGACAUGAUCAAUGGACGAAUUUCGACCUUCAACCGAGAAGGUAGACCAAAAAUCAUAAGGUGUAGUUGGGCAUUAAGAGAACCAUGGUCCUCAGCCAUAAUCUCAGAAAAUAAAAUCGCCGUCACAUCUAGAAAAGACAAAAAUGUAUCAGUCAUUUCAAUGCAUGGAGAUAUUCUGUUCUCUUUUGGAGGUAACUUUUUUCAGUGCCCUUCUGGUGUAGCGGUAGACAAAAUUGGUCGGUUCAUAGUAACGGAUGCGUUAUCUAAUGACGUGUCGGUUUUUUCUCCGGAGGGAAAAUGGUUGUUUAAUCUUGGAGACCCAUUGUCACCCAUUCAGCAGUUCCAAUCUCCCCGCUAUGUACAUAUCAGCAUCAAUGGCGACAUAAUUGUGUCUGAUUCUGGAAAUCAUUGCGUCAAAGUCUUUAAUGAACAUGGUAACUUCAAAUUCGCAUUUGGACAAUUUGGCCGUCAGGAGGGAGCGUUUAAGUCUCCUCAUGGCGUGACGUCAGACGGAGAAGGAAACAUCAUCGUGGCGGAUCAUUACAACGACCGUGUGGCAUUAUUCUCAAAGAGAGGGGAAUUCCUCAGAAACAUUGUUUCAGCAGAAGACGGGUUGUUGCAUCCACAGGGUGUGGCGCUGUCUGGUGAUAUGCAUUUGUUUGUCACACAUGGAAAAAUGAAAGCUACAGAAGUUAUAGUUUAUUCAUUUAAUGAUAAUCAUCUUGAAAUUGUGUGAAUUUUGAGCAUUUUUCAUUAUGUUUAAUACCAAAUUACAUGUUGAAAAUUUAUCCCUGUGACUAGAUAGUUUAA